GUGUUUCAAGACAAGGGCCGAUGCAAAUAGCAACUUACGAUGUCAUAUAUUGGAAAUCUGACAUCACUCCUCUCGUCUCAGCUCUCAAAAAGCUCCUGUGGCCUGUGUCCAAGUGGACCAACACCCACUUUGGGUUCGCCAUUCUAUCCACACUAUGCGAUGUAGCUUCGUGGCUUGCCUAUACACUACUGUACAGCUCAUCGAAAUGGAACGAUCGUCUGUUGAUCGCGGGCCAGAAUGUGACUGAGAACGACCGUAUGACAUGUCUGGCCGGCCGUAAACGAUUAUAUGAACCCAACCGCCUCCCGUCGCCCUGGCAAGUUUGCUCGUUCUAAAAGACUUCCUGGGAUAAUUCGGUGCGGUUGAUUCAUCGGACAUUCUUUAUUUGUUCUUUCAUUCUACCCACAGUUUGAGGGGAGAAAUAGGACCUUCGUUUAGUAAGCCUCUCGUUAUAAAUCAUACUGCAUCUACAGUGGUCAACAAACUUCACAAGCAACCAUGAAGUGGACUUUGGCAGCUCUCGCUCUUCUGGGGUCGGCCUCCGCCAAUC
Trichoderma harzianum CBS 226.95 is the source of this 550-nucleotide messenger RNA. RefSeq lists its product as hypothetical. Bases 21 to 335 code for a protein of 104 amino acids. Lineage: Eukaryota; Fungi; Ascomycota; Sordariomycetes; Hypocreales; Hypocreaceae. The transcript has 2 exons. The record is from RefSeq and is a predicted model, not a curated record.